CCUGUGCUCAUGUAGUAUUUGAAGCGUGUUGCUACGUGGUUUGUGUUCCUGAUGAUCACGUCACGCAGGACAUCUGCUGUCCACGAGGAGCUGCAGCACAAACACAAACUGCCACACUCCAAACAAGUUCUCUUUUUAGAGGGGCACGGCAAAGGAAUAUUUGAAGCAUUUGCCUCUUUUCAGGGGCCUACUGGUCAUUUCUGCUGAGUUUCUAGAUGCAUGGUCCUUGUGUUAGCGCAAAGAUUUUGGCUGCGGCAGCAGUGGCACGCUGACCUCCUGCAGGGCAUGCACAGCUCUUUGGCGGGCUGCUUACUUCCUAGCAGAGGGGCUGCUGGCAGGGGCCGCGCCUGAGCAGGUCAUGAAGCCUCUGAAGGCGGAGCUCGUCACCGAAAUCUCCAAGCUCCAAAGCAUGGUCUCUGAGCUGAGGACGGGCUUGACAGGGGCCCUCCUGGAUCUGGCCCACAUCCAGCACGGAGACUCGUUCCUGCGUGAGGAACUGGAGGAGAACAGGCGGCGUUGUCAGGAGAAAGCCGUGCGCUUGGAGGCUCUGGUGGAGUUGCUGCGGGAGGAGCUCGCUGUGAUGCGCUGCCAGGUGUUGCAGCUGUGCAGCGACGGACGGCGACCUCCGCAGGACCAAAACAGCUCUGCGGCCAAAGAAACACACAGCAAUCCAGCUGGUGGGCGGAGCCAGUGUGAGUGCGCGUCUGCAGGAGCAGCGUGGUCGUCGGAGGCUCCAUUCAGAGGCAAAGUCCUCCUCCACUGCUUCCUGCAAGGCCUCAAAGCUGGUCUCACAGAAGGAACAGAUGCUCGACACCAGGUGGCGCUGCAGCUCCUCCACUCCGAAUGGGAGUACGUGUCCACGUUGAACUCGCUGUACGACGAAUAUAAGCGGAUGACGUCCGAAGCACAUGAGACGUUUGUCAAGUUUGUGGAGAAGCUGCUGCAGCGCCACCUGCUGUUCAGGAACACCCUGCAGGAGCGACUGUCCGCAGAACACUGGAAGUCUCUGGUGGGAGACAUCCUGGUGCAGCUCGUCGGACAAAACGACACUUCUUUCUCGGACAUGUACGUCGGAUACACGAGCACGCUGGCGUCCUUCCUCUCGCUGGAGAUGAGCAGACUGAGUUCUCCUCCUGAAAAGAGACAGGAGAAGCAGAGCGGCCGAGUGGGGAAAGAGCAAAUCAAAGUCCUUUCGCUUCUUCUGUCGCCCGUCUCUCGCGUCCACUGCUACCUGAGUCACAUCCAGAACUUGCUGCAGUGGACGAGUAAAGAGCAUCCUGACUGCCGCCUCCUGCUGGGCACCGAGCGAGCGCUCAGGGAUGUUUUGUGUCGCUGUCACGUGAUCCUGGAGGAAGACGUGCGGUGGGAUGACACAGAGGGACAACGCCGCUGGGACGCCACAGCUAGUGGAUCAUCUGGCAACAUUUGCAGCAGUGCCCCUCAGAGGGGGGAAGGAGAAACUGCAGCUCAGGGGGAGUCUUUGGGCCUCACCAACGAGUCUGGCGUUCGCCACUCGCUGCGUCUGGAGUGCUGGUCCUGCAGCCCGGUGAGGAGGAAGACCUGCCUGGAGCGUCUCCGACCGCCCGGGAACUCCCUCCUCCUCACUCCAGACACCCCAGGAUGGGGCGAGACCAGCGACUCGGGCCAGGGCACCUUCAGCCAGCACACUGGGAAAGAAGCGUCAGAGCUGGAGGCCCACCACGGCAACCCGAACCCGGAGGAGCACACAACAGACGCAGAUACCUCGGCCUUGGAUGACUCAUCGCUGACGUCCUGCAGCCCUGAUGGCGCCCUGUGCAGGGAGGCGCCAGAGGACGAGGAGGACAACCAGGUCCCGGUCCUCCUGAAGCCUCGGCAGCAUUCAGAGAGGAGCGUUUGUCUCAGGUGGCAGAUUCCCAGAUUGACCCCUCACCCCCCGCUGAGGAAUUCUACCAGGACGUGCACGGGUGGGCCGAGCCUUUUCACCUCCUGCCUGGCCAGCAAGAGGCUGGUGAGCGUCAGGACGGGCUCUCCUCCUCUCCACGCCAACAGCGCUUUCAGGCCCAUCUGGGACAACCCGUCUAAACAGGCCAACCUGGCUCCAGAGAAGGACCACAGGCAAGGCUUCAUCCCGGUCCAGACGUCCUCCAGGCAGAACUUUGUGGCCGUGAGGGACAACCUGAGACUGGGACCAGGCCUGCUGGCUCAACCCAACUUCUCUGUGGCGCCACCUAGUGGAGCCUUGUGGGACGACAGCGAGGAGAGCGAUGGACCCUGCAGCACCGUUUGAGUUGUGACUCGUCAAAACGUCCACAAGCUGGACUGCAAAAACCUUCAUUAACUCAACAUUUCCUCAAAUAAUGGACCAUCGUGGCAUCCGUAAAGCUGAAGUAUACCGUAAAGUGUUGGGAAGAGGAUUUAAAACAAGCAGACGAAAAAUGUUGCAUUUCUUCAAAGGUCAGCCUCGGUCAAGUAGACACCGUGCCCCAAUGAACUGCCAGAGACAUUAACACUUGGCAUCUGUAAAGCUGACAUUUUAUAUUACCUUAAUUUUCCUUUGGAAAGGACCUGGGACAAAAACAAACCAUUGCAUUUCUUCCAAAGGGAGCCUCCGCUCUAUAACAGAUGCCACACCUCAGUUAAAUCACCAUAGACAUUAUUACAUUUUUAACAGAUGGCAUCUGUAAAGCUGAAGUUUAUGUUGACCUUUAAGCUGGACUAAAAACAACAACUAGAGUCAAAAAUACUGCAAUUCCUCCAGUGGUGGCCUCCACUCAAAUAGACGCCGCACCUCCAUUAGUCACCAUAGACUUUCUUAACAGAUGGCAUCUGUAAAGCUGAAGUUUAAGACGACCUUUAAACUGAAGGACAAAGUACUGCAUUUUCUCCAGUAGUUCACACGUGGCAACUGUAAAGCUGAUGUUUACGGCAAGGGUUAUUCUGACGUGUCAUUUCUUUGGGGAAGAAUGAAAGCAAACCUUGGACAAAAAACAAAAAAAGUAGCGGCGGCAUCCACUCGAUUCACCCAUCCACUUGUAGACGUUGAUAACAUGUGGCAUCUGUAAAGCUGAACUUCACUGACUCAAAAGCUGCUAAACAUGGACCAACUUGUGGUCAUGAUGUAAUACACAAUAUUGUAAGAAAUAUGUACCCCGCCUGUUGCCCGAAGUCAGCUGGGAUAGGCUCCAGCAUGCUCCCACGACCCUAAAGAGGAUAAGCGGUAUAGAAAAUGGAUGGAUGGAUGGAUGGAUGUAACAAAUAUAUAUCACAGUUAUCCCUCGUUUCCAUCCAUCCACCCAUUUUCAUUUUAAGGUCGCGGGGGCAUGCUGGAGCGUAUCACAGCUGACUUCGGGUGACAGGCGGGGUACACCCUGGACUGGUGGCCAGCCAAUGGCAGGGCACAUAUAGACAAACACUCACAUUCAUACCUAUGGACAAUUUAAGAGUCUCCAAUGAAGCUAACAUGCAUGUUUUUGGAAUGUGGGAGGAAACCGGAGUACCCAGAAAACCCCCACACACACGGGGAGAACAUGCAAACUCCACACAGCCUAGGGGAGAUUCGUAAAUUCCUUAUUUGUAAAUAGAAUAUUUUGGUAGUUGGAGCAUAGAAAACCUGAUUACGGCCUUCUAAAUAGGUUUGUUUUUUAACAUUACUAGAGUCCUCUGGACAUGAAGUAACACCCCUAUUGUCACCUUCACACUCCAGUUACCCAAUAUGGUAGAUAAAAUACAAGAAAAUAAGACAUUUAAGACAUAAUAUAGACUCACAUUUGUUUACAUUGUGAAAGUUCUUUUACUUGGUCAUUUCGUACAGUACUUCCUGCGGUGGCUGUCUCGUUGUCUCAUCCAUGCAACAUUACUGACCCCUAGUGACCAGUGCAGACUACUGCAUAUCAUCCCGACAUCUUUGGAAGCACUGCGAGACAGUGACCUUGAGCAAGUAAACACUCCCCCAUCUUAGUAACCAUGGAUAAGUGGAAUGGGCGACAGCGUGCGUUAGCCAUAAAAAUGUUUUAUAAAAACAGUGAUCGUUUGACAGCUGCGCAGAGGGAGUUCCUACGUUUUCACAACUUGGGACGCCAUGGUGCUGUUCCAUCAAUAUAAACAAUGAAGAUGAAUUGCUAAGCAAGCUAUGGAUGUCCGAUCAAGCCCAUUUUGAUCUCACAGGUUACGUGAAUAAGUAGAACUACCGUUGCUGGGCAGAUACAAAUCCUAAUGAAGUUCAUGAGUGCCCUUUACACGCUAGCAAGGUGACAGUAUGGUCUGCUGUUUCAUUACAUGGCAUCAUCAGACCUUAUUUGUUUGAAAAUGAACAAGGGAUCUCAGUCACUGUCGCUGUGAAUCGUUACGUGUGGAUGUUACAAUUCUUCCUUACACCUGAACGGAACAAUUUUCCACACGUUCAAGAAACCUGGUUUCAGCAGAAUGGAGCAGCAUCACACACUGCACGCCAAACCAUUGGAGGCUGUGCGAGAAUUGUUCGGUAACCCUCUCAAGAUUCGGUAACUCUUCCCUGGUCCCCUAGAUUGUGGAGCUAUCUCAAGAGUAAAGUGUACACGACUCAACUCAGAAUGAGUUAAAACUGAGAAUUCAGGAUGAAAUUCACAAUAUCCCAGCUGAGAUGUUGUAGCGGUCGAUGAGGAAUCAGCCGAUUUCAAGAAUGCUGAUACAGGACGAUGCCAUCUACGGGACGUCAUUUUUAAAACAUGAACAUUCCAUCAUUGUUUCUUAAAUGGCACGUUUUAAGGUUUCAAUUACUUUGAAUAAAAUAUUUUUCUUCCAUCA
This is a messenger RNA of Dunckerocampus dactyliophorus (ringed pipefish), 4764 nucleotides long. RefSeq lists its product as uncharacterized. The coding region runs from base 359 to 2269 and encodes 636 amino acids. Gene Ontology annotation, molecular function: guanyl-nucleotide exchange factor activity. The record is from RefSeq and is a predicted model, not a curated record. NCBI's taxonomy places the organism in Eukaryota, Metazoa, Chordata, Actinopteri, Syngnathiformes, Syngnathidae. The transcript is spliced from 15 exons.